Cyprinodon tularosa is the source of this 1575-nucleotide messenger RNA. RefSeq lists its product as uncharacterized. The record is from RefSeq and is a predicted model, not a curated record. Bases 136 to 1575 code for a protein of 479 amino acids. The transcript has 12 exons. NCBI's taxonomy places the organism in Eukaryota, Metazoa, Chordata, Actinopteri, Cyprinodontiformes, Cyprinodontidae.
GAGGACUUAACUAAUCUUGGACUAACACAGGUGGAAAAGAAUCGUUUUGCUUCAUUGAAGAGUGAUGUCACCAGAUUCAGAGGCCCACACCAAUCUGUUCCAUCAGUGCAAAAGUCAUUAAAGUCAUUCUUUCUAAUGUAUACAUAUCCCAAAUGCCCUGAAAUGAAAAGCAUCACAGAUAUGGAUCCAGCUCAAAGCACUGUUGAAGAUCUGAUGCAAAGGAUACAUCACAACGAAGGUCUUGAGCAAAGCAGGGAUGUCUGUCUGUUUACUCAAGAUGGAAUGCCUCUAACAGAAGAUCCCUUCUUCAACACAUGGUCCUUACAAGAUAGACAUAUUAAAAGUGGAGAUGAAAUUUUUGCAAUAUUCACACCAAAGCAGAAUAUGAUACAAGCUCCUGCAAAUUCACGGCAUUCAAAUUUUGAAACCAGUGGAACAGACAAGGUUCGAUGUCACGUCAUGCUCAAAGGAGAUUAUGAGUUCACAGUGAACUUGAAAGAAGACACCAUUGCUGUUUUGAAGAGCAAGCUUGCAAAUGUCUGUGGAAUUCCAGCACACAUCCUACAUUACAAAGGUGAAGGAGGCUCUGGUGACACUUUGGAAAGUUGUGGAAUUACAGAGGAGUCAACAAUAUACUUCUCACUGUCCUCAUUCUGCACUGAAGCUCAAGCCAGUGAAUUCUUCAUUGAUGAUGUUGAGCCUUCUGUCCAGCAAACUUCCACAGGAAUGAGUUAUAUGCUUUCAUCUAUCUAUAUAAUUAAAUGUAACUUUUCUGGGGAUGCACAGACGAAACUAGUUAGUUACAUACGCAAACUAACUGGAUGCAACCCUCUGGCCCAGAGUUUGUAUCAGUUACUCCAAAAGAAUGAAUCUAUAUCCAGGACACAAAAGAUUGCUACAGUUGAGGGAUUGUACAUCCUGUUCAGAGAGCUUUUGCCAGGUAUUGGAGAAAAACAAUGUGGAAAGACCAUCGAUGACCAAGAUGUCUUUGAGCAUUCAACAUACUGCUGGGCAUAUCUCAUGUCUGAAGCAAAGGACCACCCAACAGAGCAUGAGAACUUUGCUCCAUAUCUUUUAAAGAGCGAGGAUGGCAGCCGUUUCUGUGAACCAGUCAAGGUCCCUGGGGUACCAAAUGUUAUGGAAAGAGCUACUGUUUUGCGAAUGAUAAAAGAUGGAGACAAGAUUCCAAACUGCACUGAGGACAAUUUGCGCGUAACGUCACUGGUGAGGGCAACAGACAUUGAGAGAAUCCUGCUCAGUGUUCAUCCAUCAGUAACAACUUACCAUUUUUGGAUUUCUCAUGGCAGUGUGACUGGACAGAACUUUAACAUAAUUACUGGAAAAACUUUUGGAAGCAUGGCAGAGAACCUGGAGGCUUUUCCACAACUCACUGUGACCCCGCCACUGUGUCUGAAAGAUAUAGGACUUCAAGGUCCACGUCUUGUUUUCCUGAGUAAAGGAAUGCUUGGUGUUUAUCUCCAUAAACAUAAGAUGAGUCCACAAAUAAUUUGUGCAUAUGAUGUCAUUGCUGGCAAAGCAAGACAACUGGAUGUGGAACAGCUGGCAGCUGAGUAA